This is a messenger RNA of Pseudogymnoascus verrucosus, 4035 nucleotides long. RefSeq lists its product as uncharacterized. The transcript is spliced from 3 exons. Lineage: Eukaryota; Fungi; Ascomycota; Leotiomycetes; Thelebolales; Thelebolaceae. Bases 1211 to 3844 code for a protein of 877 amino acids. Gene Ontology annotation, biological process: mitotic spindle assembly checkpoint signaling; protein phosphorylation; meiotic sister chromatid cohesion, centromeric. The record is from RefSeq and is a predicted model, not a curated record. Gene Ontology annotation, molecular function: ATP binding; protein kinase activity.
CACCAAGGACGACAAACAACGACUACCUGGACGACACGACAAAUCCACCAAGAUGUCGGCUUCCGACGACCUAAUCAACUUUGACAUCAUCGAAGCGCAAAAAGAAAAUAUCCAAGCCAUCCCCAGCGGCCGCUCCGCCCGCGCCCUCGCAAACCUCUUCUCCGCCUCCCCCCUCCAACCCCUCGCUACACCCAACCCCUCCGACACCAAAAACGUCAACGACGCCGUGCGCGCCGACUUUGAAGCCGAGCUUGAACUCCUCGCCGAGUCCGAUGACCCUCUAGACAUCUACGACCGCUACGUGCGAUGGACCAUGGACGCGUACCCUUCCGCGCAAGCGACGCCGCAGUCACAGUUGCUCCCGCUGCUCGAGGCGGCCACCAAGGCCUUCCUCUCCUCCCCACAGUACAAGAAUGACCCGCGCUACCUGAAGCUGUGGCUGUCGUACAUCCGCUUCUUUUCCGAUAGCCCGCGCGAGACAUACGCGUUCCUGUCCCGCCAUGGUGUCGGCGACGGGCUGGCUCUGUUCUACGAGGAGUUCGCGGCGUGGCUGGAGACUGCAGGGCGCUGGACGCAGGCUGAGGAGGUGUAUAAUAUGGGGAUAGAGAAGGAUGCUAGGCCGGCGCCAAGGUUGCUGAGGAAGUAUAAUGAGUUCCAGCAGCGGUUUGCGGCACAGCCGGAGGAAAGCCGUGCGCCUUCUUCGCCGGCGCUGCCGACUGUGCGUCCAGCGCUGGCGGCGAAGAUUGAUCCGUAUGCGUCUGCUGCGGCACCGCCGGCGGACCCACAAGCACCCCGCCCGAAUUCGGGAGUUGGUGGCUCGCAGACAUCGCGGAAUGGCCGCCCGAAAUUGGCGGUGUUCUCGGAUGCAGAUGAACCGGCGCCGGUAGUUGGUGGGAGUGGUGCCAAGGGCUGGGACUCGAUUGGCUCCCUGGCAGAGAGGAGGAAGGAGAAUGUGGUAGAGGCAAAGCCGUGGGCGGGGGAGACAAUGAAGGCAGGUGCCAAGAAGAGCACUGCGCCCAAGAUGGCGGUUUUCAAAGACCAGGACUAAUAAUUUGGCUGUUGUGGCGUUUUGUAAUUUCAGUCUAUACCAAUUUCCAAACCUCAAAUAUCAAGUUCCGAGGCGCAUUCAAAUUCAAUCAUUGCGGUGAAGGAGCAGGUGACUAUUAAUGCUAAAGGCAGGAGUGAACGUAUUUUUGCUGAUCUCGAGGCGAUGUACCCCACGCCCGAGAUAGUCGGAAGUGAGCGGUGCUCUGAGGAAUUAAUGGCUGCGGAGAAGGGCUGGCUCGACAUGAAUUGGGAGCCAGAGGUUAGUCAUGUGGUGGUCGAUCAGGAAAAUGAGAGGUUUGAUGUCUUCGUCGGUGUUGAAGAGAUGCUCCCGAAGCAAGAACCUUCUUUGGACAGAUCUUUCCAGGAGAAGUUGGUGAUAGCGAGAGAUCCGCCUAUGGUGGAUGAGAAUGGCGUGGCCAUAGAGCCACCGAAACAUGGCAGAGGUAGGAGGAUAAAGACUAUGGAAGUCAACGAAACGCAAAUUAUCAAAACCAAGCUCUCGUCUCCUACUGCUGCGAAGAAGGUCAAGCGGAGGGCCAACGCAGAACCCACCAUGACUUUCCAUACCAAGGCGGCCACUGACGACAUAUACGAGCUAUUUAACCAGCCACUUCAGUCGGAGGAGGUGUCUGAAGAAGAGGAGGAGUCGGAAAGCGAAAGCGAGGAUGAUGAGACGGAUGACGAAUAUACGACUGAGGCAGAGAGCACCGGUACUGGACGGCUUGUGACUACCAGUGAAGCUGGCGAUGACGAGACUACAUAUACCAAGAGCGAGGUUGCUGCAGAAGAUACAUCAGAUGUCAAGAGUGUGAGUGAAUGGUCGGAGUUUACGGCCAGGAAGCACAUCCCUGGUAUGGAAGACGAGGAUGACGAUGAUGAUGAUACGCGAGCAUCUCAUCUCUCCGAGGAUGACCACGACGAUUCCAUUGUCGAGUCUAGCCAAGACCACGAUGAUGCCAUUCUUGAGUCUAGUCAAGACCACGACGAUGCUAUUCUCGAAUCCAGUCGAGAAGCCGACUCGACGUCUCAUGACGACGAAGAUGAAGCAUUUGAGCAAGAAGAAGUCUCCACUCCCAUAUCCCCUGAACACCCAGAGUCAGCCGUUCGGACAAUGUUCGUCCCCAUACCACCGGAAGACUAUGUAGCACCCACACGACCAUUCCGCGAUGCAUCUCAAGUAUCUCAAAACCGAUUACCUUUCAUGACUCCUAUUGCCGAGAAGACCGAGUCAUCUCUCGGUGCCUUCACGGCACGUGCUGAGAAGGAAGAGUUUAUCUCCAAAACUCCGUCUAAAGCGAAUGGUCAACAGGCUUCUUCCAUCUUCCGCAGCAACGAUAGGCUCGAUUCAAGUCCAUUCCAGGAGGUUGUCGAUGAGCCAUUGCCUCUCACUGAGAAAAUCCCGCCUCCGGCUCUAGGUGUCGUAACCAAAAACAAGGCGGUCCCAUCAACCAAGCCAACUACGAAUGGAGCAGCUUUCUCAAGGGAUAUCGUGACCAAGGGGCCCAUAAUCCAAGACCAGCAAUGUAACCCCGUCGAUGACUAUACACGAACCCAAAUCUUUGCUGCCCUGCAACCUCCGUUGACAACGUACGACGGUUACUUUGACCACUCAGAAGAGACUCACGGCAAAUCUGCAGAGCUAAAGAAGUUCGCCAAAGCCGUAGCAAAGAUGAAGAAAAACGCCAGCGAAAAGACCACCACAAACAUCGCCAUGCCCCCCAUGCUGCGCUUCCCCGGCGUAGAAAGGGAAUACAUGGUCAAGCGCGAGUUAGGCGCCGGCGCCUUCGCACCCGUCUACCUCAUCGAAACUGUCUCGGACUCGGACGACACCACCGAGACCAACUCCAACGCUCCCAUCAUGGGCCGCGGCGCCUUCUCCCUGCACCACCGCCAACCCCUCGAAGCGCUCAAAAUGGAAGACCCCCCCACCGCGUGGGAAUUCUACAUCAUGCGCCAAGCCUCGCGCCGCCUCGGCGUCUCCCGCGCAGCCGACUCUCUCAUCCACGCACACGAAUUCCACCUCUACCGCGACGAAUGCUACCUCAUCGAGACGUACCGCGACCAAGGCACGCUCCUCGAUCUGGUCAACAUCGCGCGCGCAGACAGCCAGCAGGCAGGCGGCGUGAUGGAUGAGCUCCUCGCUAUGUUCUUUGCUAUUGAACUUAUCCGUACCGUCGAGGCGCUGCACAAGAACGGGAUUCUGCACGGCGAUCUCAAGGCAGAUAAUGUGCUCGUGCGACUCGGCGCGGGCGGGGCGGGCUGGAGCACGCAGUACGCUGCUGAUGGGUCAGCGGGGUGGUCGGAGCAGGGCGUCGCGCUGAUUGAUUUCGGGCGCGGCGUGGACAUGAAAGUUUUCCGCCCCGACGUGCAGUUCAUCGCGGACUGGAAGACGGGACCACAAGACUGUGCGGAGAUGCGCGAGCUGAGGCCGUGGACGUACCAGAUUGACUAUCAUGGCCUCGCGGGGAUCCUGCACAGUAUGCUCUUUGGGCGGUACAUGGAGACGGUUGCGGAUGCGAGGGCGGCGCUGCCGGGGCAGGGGGCGGGGAAGAGGUGGAGGUGUAGGGAAGGGAUGAAGAGGUAUUGGCAGGGGGAGAUUUGGGGGGAUUGUUUUGAUUUGUUGUUGAAUCCGACGGCGCAUGUGGAGGGGGAGGAGGGGGGGAAAAUGCCGGUGUUGAGGGGGUUGAGGGGGGUGAGGGAGAGGAUGGAGGGGUGGGUGGGGGAGAAUUGUGAGAGGGGCGUGGGGUUGCAGAGUAUGUUGAGGAAGUUGGAGAAUAGUAUCCAGGGUAGGAAGUAGGAGGGUUGUGUCGUGUGUGUGGAGUUUUGGCUGGAGAUACCCUGGGUGCAUAGAGAUGGAGUUGUGGCGUUUGAAGAGGCAUUGGGAAUGGAUGAUAUUAUGAGUUAUUGUGGCAUUUUCUAUAAUGACAACGAGUUCAACAGACUUUUGAUUCUGGGUUUCUUAUUACUAAAUAUAUAUCUAUACACAGG